Molecule: messenger RNA, 871 nt
Organism: Danio rerio (zebrafish)
Lineage: Eukaryota; Metazoa; Chordata; Actinopteri; Cypriniformes; Danionidae
Gene: cox6b2
Product: cytochrome c oxidase subunit 6B2
Cellular component (GO): mitochondrion; respiratory chain complex IV
Source: RefSeq, marked validated
CCCAUAAUUCACUGCGCUCAAGUCUUUCGAGAGGACGUUACGAUAAGGGCACAGCCAGAGCAGAACCAUUAUAUCUGACUGAAGAUGGCUGAUGUUAUUGAGGAGAAGAUCAAGAACUACAGAACGGCUCCAUUUGAUGCCCGUUUCCCAAACACCAACCAGACGAGGAACUGCUACCAGAAUUAUCUAGACUUCCACAGGUGUAAUAAGGCUUUGUCAAGCAAAGGGCAGGAUACCUCUCCCUGUGAAUGGUAUCAGAGAGUCUACAAGAGCCUGUGUCCAAUUAGCUGGGUGGGGAAAUGGGAUUCACAGAUCGAGGAUGGAAGCUUCCCUGGAAAGAUCUAAAUGGUCGCUGUUACUUUUGAAUUUUAUGAACUCCCAACUAUUUGUAGAGUACCUCAUAAUAUAUUACUCUGUUUUGAUGUCUUGAGUAUCGGUUUGCCCUGCUGAAGGAUGAAAGGUCAUUCAGAUUGAAAUGUUAUGACCUUUUUACCAACAGCAGUUUGAGGUCCUACGUUAGCAUUAAGCUGUCACUCUACAUCUUGCUUAUGCAAUUUACAAAAUAAAAAAGCGCACAAUUUCAACUGAUGUUUGUUUAUUUUUGUGUAGCAGAAUUUACAGGUAAACACGAGAACAGUGUAGGCUGAAGAAAGACUUUUAAUAACAUAAAUGUACUGUAGAAAGUAGUUUCUGACUAGAGAAUAGUCUGAAGUAAGCUUCAACACUUGCAAAAAUUCAUAGGCUGCUUGGUGUACAAUCUCAAGUCAACAGCAGUUAUACUCUUGCAGAAGGUCACUGACUACUACAUUAGCCUUUUGGUGGAAAGAUUCUGGUUGGUUGAGGAAAAAAUACUAUUCCAGGCCUUAAAGUA